CUUUUCCGACAUUUACUCKGGAAAUUGAAAGAAAACCUUUGGCUCCUUGUUGAUUUAAUCAAUCUCAAGAGCRGCAAAAUGAGAAUUGCAUGGUUUGUCGUUGGUUUUGCAGUGCUUGCGCUAUCAGUUAAUGCUAGGCCUAGAGUUCCAGCCUGUAAAAAUUGCUUUAAAGUUCUWAACACUGACAUAAAGAAUGCYGCAAAGAAAAGCAUGACMGCAGUUGCACAAGCGGGCAUGGACCUCACCCAGAUGCGWAUCCAGUUCGCUGAUCAGCAAUUCAACCUUGAGGCAAAUCUGAAAAAGGCCAAAGAAAUGUCCGAAAACAUAAAGUCUAAAAUACAGAACAAAAUUAAAGAAAUCAUGAAAAACUUUGAAAAAAUGACGCAAGAUACAAAGGAAAAGUUGGCCGAAGUUGCAGCUGCUUCUGACGCUCUUGGGGAAUUAGAAAAGAAAGUUGGCACCAAAGAAGUCAAAGACAAAGCCAAGAAAAUUCGUAAUGAUAUGGCCAAAGGGCAGCAAGCCAAAUCCAACCUUGCAAAACAAGUCUUGAAUGAAAAUGGAGUCAUUGCAAAACUCGAUGCUGCCAAAAUCCUUGCAAAAGAUAAGGUCCUGAAGGCUGCCAAGGCACUCGAUAAAAAGAAAGCUACAGUUAGAGAUGACAUUGCACGACUUGAAAGCGAUAUGUCGUCUGCUGAAGACCAACUGAAAAACGAAGAAGAUCAAGAAAUGGAAAGUGAACGAGAAGCACGAAGYAAGAUCCAGGAAGCCGUGAAACACAACAAGGCCGCAAUCAAUAAAGCAAAACUKUUCUUGUUAAGCGUGGAGAAAGGGAUMGARAAAUUCAACAAUGAUAUCAAAGAGGUGCCAUUGAGCUAAAUAUCACUCUUCCUGUGCAUUCCGAAUUGUUUCUGAGAAAAGUUUGCUUUGAUUAGAGAUAUAUUUUUGUAAAAUGUAAUUURCGGAUGUAAAUAAAUAUUUUGUUUCUGUAUAA
Messenger RNA from Exaiptasia diaphana, 991 nucleotides. RefSeq names its product myosin heavy chain, cardiac muscle isoform. The transcript has 3 exons. Lineage: Eukaryota; Metazoa; Cnidaria; Anthozoa; Actiniaria; Aiptasiidae. The record is from RefSeq and is a predicted model, not a curated record. The coding region runs from base 79 to 876 and encodes 265 amino acids.